AACUACCAACCAGAGAUGGAUGUUAUUUUAGAGGAUGGGAUUCUCGAAGCAGAGGCGGAAUCCAACGGAUCUUACACUAGAGAAGAAGUAAAGAAGGGUAAAGUCAAGAGAACUGAUUCUAAAGGGAACAGCAUAGUAGAGGAAACCGCACCGGGACAAGACAAACUCGGUGGUAGAAGAGGCAGUAAGAAGUACCUAAAACAGGGAUCUAAGGAGCUACUCCUUGGGGAACGGCGAGGCAGUACACCGUUUAAGAAAUUAACAUCGAGACGAGGGAGUAAGAUGUCGGAGGACGGAGCCCACACAAUGCCAAAGCGGACCAGGAAGGAAAGUGUUUUGGGUCCGAUGAGUAAAAUAGUCCCCGGCCUCCGCAAAGAGUCCACUAUAUUCCCGCCUUUACCACAGCAGGACAUACUGGUUUUGGAGAAGUUAAUGUACGAAUACGAUCCCCGAACACGGACAGACGAGGGUAUCCUCAGACUCUGUAAGGAGAUAAAGGAGAAGUGGAGCGGAACUAUGACCCCGCCCAUGCAGUACGGGCUUAACGAUGCUUGGAAUAAAAUCAACCAGGCCGAGACGAUGAAAGUUGAGUUUGCAAUCAGAUCAAAUGUAACGUUUAAUGGACUCCAUGACGACGAUUCUCCGAUCCACGGCAAAGCAGUAACUUUCCGAGCCAGGGAUUGCCUUCACAUUAAAGCGCAAUUCAACGAGGAUUGGUGGAUAGGACGUGUAGUAAAGUGCGACGCUCCAAUCGGAUUUGUACCUACACCCAUGAAGUUGAAGAAACUGGUAUCAGAAACGUUAAAUCAGCAAAUAAACAAUAAAGACACAAACACACUUAAAAAGGCCCAUUCCUUUGACAAAGACCCGAAAAAGCCAACGCCGAGUCAGGAAGUGCAAGACAAACUUGACGGUAGCACUGAAAACAUCUCCCACAUUGCUCAACAGAGGAUAUCAGAAAAAGAUUUGAAGGCCCAAGGACCUUACGAAGCAAUCCCCCUGAUCAGACCCAUCGUUCUCUGCGGACCUUCUCUCCGUAACUUUGAUGUGACAGAUCUCAUGCACAAAGCUCUGUUCCACGCUCUGAAGCGAGCUUUUGGUGAUAAACUAGAGGUGGUACAUAUUGAGGAGAAGUGGUUGAAACCCUUUCAUAACGCUCUAGCUAACAAGACGCUCGUGGGGACAACCGAGGCAAUGGAUCACGUGAUGCACCAGGUUUUCACAGCCUCCCAAUCUUUUAAGCUCUUUUUAUCGACCUGAAGGUGAACAGUCCUACUGCUCUGAAGAGAAGUCCUAUCGCUCCUCUUCUUGUUCAUAUCAAGAUUGCUAAUAUGAAGAUUUUACAGAACCUAAUAAAAAGUAGAGGUGCGGAUCAGAAGCGAAGUUCAGCCGCGCAGGUGUACACAGCUCAGAAACUGUGCGACCUGGACAAACGGGUAUUUGACGUGGUCCUAAAGGAAUGUAACUUUGAAGAUGCUGCAGAUCAUCUCAUUACUUAUUUGAACAAGUAUUAUGAAGCUAGCAGACCCACCCAGGCACCUAAACGAUCAGAUCAGCUUCUCAGAAGUUCGCUUAAUCCUACUUACUGGUCCAGAAUUGUCCCUAAGGACCUUAUUAGGAAUACUAUCUCUAAGAGUGUAACAAAUGAUAACAGUUACGAUGUAACUAAAGUGGUGUUGGCAACAUAGCUCCCGAAAUCAGAUAUAUAAUGAAAGGAUUAGUCGUCAAAUCACCGUUUGGAAGUCGCAGAAACAACUCCAAACGAGAUAAAGAGAGAAAUCAAAUGGAUUCACCGAGAGGUAACGAAAUUGUAGCCAAAGGAUAAAGUUUGCAAAUAGCUGCGUUUGGUUUAAGAAAUAAAAUCGUGCCAAAAAUACUUGAAUUGUAGUACGAAGACCGUUAAUUGGUAUUUAUUUGUUGUUUAAAGAUGAUUUUUGAUGAUGUACAGAUAUGAUGUUAUUUGUUAUUAUUUAAAUUAUACUUAUAGGUGAAACUUUAUUUAUAAUGAUUUGAAUGAAUUUAUGAAAUUUUGAUGCCAGUGUAAAAUCACCACGAUUUGAACGAUGAAACAUCUUUGAAAAACCCUGAAUAAAACGUUGGCCUGUAUCUACAAUUAAUGAAAUUUGUAAAAUUAAAAUGGGCACUGUGCAUGGUGCAGGGGUUUUCGUAACUUUAGAAUAGUAGUACCUGCAACUGUAAACUGCAGAAAAAAACGACUUUGAGAGUUUGGUGAUUAGCUGAGAAUGUUAAUAGAAUUUGUACUUUCUGCUAUAAUGUAGAUAUCAGUAUCACUAAGAUUAAUAUAAGCUCUUUAAUUUUAUGGUUUAAACUUAAUGAACAUGAAAAUUAUUGUAUUUUUUGUUCAAGUUCAACCUUUUAAAAGUAUCAC
Molecule: messenger RNA, 2389 nt
Organism: Bolinopsis microptera
Lineage: Eukaryota; Metazoa; Ctenophora; Tentaculata; Lobata; Bolinopsidae
Product: voltage-dependent L-type calcium channel subunit beta-1-like
Exons: 14
Coding region: 16-1260 (414 amino acids)
Biological process (GO): calcium ion transmembrane transport
Cellular component (GO): voltage-gated calcium channel complex
Molecular function (GO): voltage-gated calcium channel activity; protein binding
Source: RefSeq, a predicted model, not a curated record